AUGUCAUCUGCAACCCCGGCUGCGGGUUCUUCUACCGCCUCCCAGUCCGCUGAGAAGGUCGAUACAGAGCUCCGUAAUGUCAUCCAAUCUCUCUACGAAAUCGCGGUCUCAACAUACCGUAAUGAUGCUCCGAACCCCGCCGAGAUUGUUAUCAAUCAGGUUAAAGACCUCGUCACCAAGUUUGAUCAUCUACAAACCGCAGCUCAAGGUGUAAACGAUCUGUGGAUCCCUCGAGAAGUCAUCGGAUAUGUCGAACACGGUCGUAACCCUGAUAUCUAUACCCGUGAAUUCGUCGAAUUGGCAAUAAAACAAAACCAAUACCUCAACGGCAAACAACAUGCCUUCCAGGACUUCCGCGACGUUCUGGCGGAACACAUCAAUACCGCGUUUCCAGAGCUCAGGGGUGACGUCGAUGAAGUUCUAGAAAACACUGGAGGAAGAAGGAACGUAGCUAGGUUACCCGCUAUUGCUUCCACGGGGGAAUCUGGGAAAUCUCCGGCUGGUGAUAGUGCUGGUGCCCCCGCCUCGGCAGCUUCUUCGGUGCCUGUCAAUGGAGUAAUGAAGAUGAGCAUCAGCGGGAGCGGAAGGGACGAGCCAACGCCCACCGCCUGA
Orbilia oligospora ATCC 24927 is the source of this 612-nucleotide messenger RNA. RefSeq lists its product as uncharacterized. NCBI's taxonomy places the organism in Eukaryota, Fungi, Ascomycota, Orbiliomycetes, Orbiliales, Orbiliaceae. Gene Ontology annotation, cellular component: mediator complex; chromatin. Bases 1 to 612 code for a protein of 203 amino acids. Gene Ontology annotation, biological process: positive regulation of transcription by RNA polymerase II. Gene Ontology annotation, molecular function: transcription coregulator activity. The record is from RefSeq and is a predicted model, not a curated record. The transcript is spliced from 2 exons.